UGUAAGCAUUGAAGAAAGUGUGGCUAUAUUUUUGCGUAUAUGCGGGCACAAUGAAGUUCAAAGAGAUGUUGGGUUGAGAUUUGGCCGAAAUCAAGAGACUGUGAAAAGAAAAUUUAAAGAAGUUCUUAAAGCGACGGAAUUACUUGCAUGCGAUUAUAUCAGAACUCCAACAAGAAAAGAACUAUACCGAAUUCCUGAAAGACUUCAAGUACAUCCAAAAUAUUAUCCAUUUUUAGUGGAUUUGUUGGAGCUAUGGAUGAGACUCAUGUUUGCGUAAAAGUACCACCAGAAUUACAAGGAAUGUACUGGAAUCGACACGAUAAUGCAUCGUUGAAUAUUAUGGCAAUUUGUGAUCUGAAUAUGCUAUUCACAUAUAUAUGGAAUGGGGCACCGGGAUCUUGUCAUGAUACAGCCGUUCUCACAAUGGCACAAGAAAGCGAUCCUGAAUUUCCUUUGCCUCCAAUGGAAAAGUAUUAUGUCGUUGACUCGGGUUAUCCAAAUAGGCAAGGAUUUUUGGCUCCAUAUAAGUCAUCACGAAACAACGUUGUCAGAUAUCAUAUGUCACAGUUCAACUAUGGUCCUGCUCCACGGAAUAAAGAAGAAUUAUUUAAUCGAUAUCAUGCGUCUCUACGUUCAGUUAUCGAGAGAACUUUUGGAGUUUGGAAGAAAAAAUGGAGGAUUCUUUGUGGUUUUCCAAGAUAUAGUAUAAACAUACAGCAGAGAGUGGUCAUGACUACAAUGGGAUUGCAUAAUUUUAUAAAAAUUUCAAACUUUUCAGAUGCAGAUUUUGCUGAAGUUAUGGAGAAACAGGAGGAUUCAAUACACAAGCAGAGACUGAUUUUCAUACCGAUUUAGAUGAUGUGGAAACAAUUGAAGUGACAGAUGGAGGACAUAUGUCGCAAAUAAGAGAUAAUAUUGCAAAUAUGCUAUGGGAAAAUCAAUAAAAUAAACUUAUUUUCUUAUUGUAAUUUAUUUCUACUUUAUAAAAAAUGUAAAUUACUUUAUUGUCAAAUAGAAUUUUAUUUUAUAUAUUCAGUACUAUUUAGUUUAUAAACACUAUUCAAGCAUUUUGAUAUAAACUUUUACGUUUUCUAUUUUAAAUAACAAAUUUAAUUAAUUUUAUUAAGUUUCUCUUAUACAAACCGCAGUUAAACACCAUUCAAACAUUUGUCCCGCACUUUUUAUUAUUUUGGUCACCAUUCACAUAUUUCUUAAACAGCUUUUAUUAGAUGAACCGCACUUGUCCCGCAGUAUGCGUUUUUCUAACACAAACCGCUCUUAAACCGCACCGCACUAAUCAAUCCGCUUGUUCCGCACCACCCAACCCGUUGUUACCAUUAGGAGCCUAAAUAGUAUACAUGUUAACUUCAGUUUACGUAUAUUAUAUGGACAAAAUAGCAGUGGUUACAUAUGUGAUUUCAUUUAUUUUUUAAUAAUUAAUUUUGAAUAUAAUUUUAUUUACAACAGUGACUAACCACACCUUAUUUCUUUCUUUUCAGAUUCAAGUGUGAUUUACCAUAAAACUUGUCCCGCACCUUCAACUUUUACAAUUAAUGAAUAUUUUAUUUAUCAAAAACAAUGGCAAUAAAAUUGGUUGAAUGUUGCCCCAUUUUUCUUCCCGCCAUGCGUUACACUUGUCCCGCGUUUAACACUCAUAGCCUAUUAUUGCUCUAAUGAGCGCUAAGUUAUCGGAGUAAACUUUGAGUGAUCUGACAUGCAAAAAGACGAUCACAUCGGAAGAGUUUCUACAAUCAAGGGUGAGUUGAUGAAGUUUUAGACCUCAAAUCCAUGUGUUAGGGUUGAGAUGGACGACUCUAGCGGGCUUAGUUGUAUUAAAUCCAACUUUAGGUUAAAUUUGGGCCCGAGGCCUUUUUGCUUUUAUUAUAAAGUUGGUACACAACAAAAAAAGAGUUGAGAUGGACGGUUCUGAAAAGGUUGAAGCCAAUUUUCGUUAAAAGUAUUUUUUUUUCAUAUUAAAAUUAGUUACCAAAUAUAAAAAUGUUUAGAAAUAAAUAAAUAAAAACUAAAAGAUUUCCUAUAUAUUCACGCAAGAUUGAAUUGCAAUAAAAUAUUUUUAUUUUUAUUUUAACUAUAAAUAUAUUUUAUUAUACAAAAUCUAUAAUUUUAUUUAAAUUUAAAAAUAUAAUUAUUUGUUAUUAAAUGAAUUUUUAUUAUAUAAUAAUGAAUUUCUAUUCAUAAAUUUAAGAUCUUGAGGUUAAAAUUUUCCUGAAAUCAAACAAAAUUUAAUUUCCACUUACAUUAUUUCUUAUUUUAUAUAUUAAUCUCAAUUCUUAAAGAUCCAAAAUUUUCAUUUCUUUAAAUAUUAAAAAUAAAUUAUGUACAUAUUUAAAUCUGUCUUUUUAAAAAUGAAACAGAAACAUCUUUUAGAACUAGUCAUACAUCUAAUCUACUAAUCUAGAGUUUUAUUUUUGGAUUUAACUUAUUAGCCAUGUGUUCUAUCUAUUUUUUUGGACCUAUUCAAACUUUAAUUAAUAGUUGAUAUACAGUGUUUUUGACAUCUUGUAUAUAUACUUUUUUAAUUGGUUUCAAUUAUUUAUCGAGUCUUCGUAGUGAUUUUUGAGUCAUUAUAGUCUGGAGUUGCAUAUAAGGGAAGUAAAAUCAUCUGGAGCAAAAGAGUAAAAAAAACCCGAAUUGAAGAUUUUCACGAGCGGAACAACCUUGCAGGUUGUUCUCAAGCGUGCGGAGCAACCGAGUGUCUCUUCCCACAGCAGAGAUUUUUAUGGAAACUUAUAAUAUUUUGGAAUUUGCCGUAAUCAUCCCAAUUUUCUUUCUAAGCCGCCAGGAACCUUUAGAUAUAUUAUCUUCAUCUUUUAUAUGAUUUCUCUACGCUAUUUUUGGAGAAGAAACCAGACUCUAGAGCUCCAUUGUUGCGAUUUCAUACCUUAUAAAGGGACAAGGCUAUCUCUCUCGAUUUAGAGAAGAAUCCUUUGAACCGUAUUUCUAUUUCUUUUAUAAUUGUAGUGAUGUAUUAUUCAGUUUUUAUCUCUCUGUUCUCUGUAGCUAUGGCUGAGUAGCCACCUUUCUUAGUCUAGGGUGUUAGCAGGUCACAGAUUCAUGAGUUAAACACAAAUAAGGAUUGAUGUUUUGAUUGUCUCCAUUCAUGAUUACGCUUACUGUCUGCAUUAAACUAAUCAUUUAGUGUUUGAAACUAGGUUUAAUUUGAUCAUCAAAAGUGUUUUAGGUUGCUAGAAAUAUCAUGAAUGGGCGAUUUGUCCCUAACCAUCGAAAAUAGAUAUUAGGGCAAAUUGUGAACUUAUCAAACCUGGUCUUAAUGUUUAUCAUCUUUCUCUUAUUCGAAUGACGGUUUAGAUAUUAGGAAUGCAUGAUAAAAUAAUAGAUGCCAUGAAAGUGGAUCGAUCUUGCUUUGUUAUCCGAGUUUAAGACUUGCUGCGAAUUGUUUUUUGAAUAGAUGUUUGGCUCAUGCUCAUUGAUUUCCAAUUAUUCACCCUAGGCUUAGCUUUUUUAUAGUCUGAAAACCUAAAUCAAAUCUGUUACUUGCUCUUUACAAUUUCUCAACCUUUAAAACUCUCAUAUUGUUUUAGCUUGAUAUUGAUCCAUAAAGAUAAAGUGUAAACUGGUUCUCUGGAAUUGAAUCUCAAAUGCUACAUCUACACUGUUAACUUGCGGUAGAUAAAGACACAAUUUUAGUGUAUCAAUAGUAAAUAUAAUAUAUUCUAUUAAUUUAGAGUCUUAUUUUAUAAUUAACAUUUACUUUAAAAUGCCAAAUGCCAUUAAUAUUAAAUAAUCAAUCUAGUUACUCAUUAAAGAUAUUUUAGUAAUACAAAUUAAUGGUCUUUUUUAACGCCUAGUUAAUUAUGCUAUUAUAACAAUGAAAAAUAUUACAUAGACGAUUCUAAAGAUAACAAUUCUACCAACUUUAUGAGAAUACCCGUCUAAAAAAUAGUAAUACCUAUAAAUUAAUGGUCAAUAUACAUUAAUGUUACAAACAUAAGAAAUAAUAAAACAAAAAAGAAAUAUAAGUUUUUGAAUAUAUUAAAAACUAAUUUUACAAAAUAUUCCAACUAAUUUACAUCCACUCUAAUAUUCGGGUAUUACAAUUUUCAAAUAUAAUAAUUUAUUAACACCUAAAAAUAUG
Molecule: messenger RNA, 4117 nt
Organism: Brassica napus (rape)
Lineage: Eukaryota; Viridiplantae; Streptophyta; Magnoliopsida; Brassicales; Brassicaceae
Product: putative nuclease HARBI1
Exons: 1
Coding region: 253-855 (200 amino acids)
Source: RefSeq, a predicted model, not a curated record